AUGGUGGUCGAGGGCGCCAAUCUCUUCCUCUCGGACCUCGCUUGCGCGGUGCUCGAGCGCGCGGGCGUGCACGUCUUCAAGGACGCCUCCACGAACAAGGGCGGCGUCAACGGCUCGUCCCUGGAGGUGCUGGCGGCGCUGGCGCUUCCGCCCGAAGACCACGAGGCGCUGAUGGCGUACGACCCGGACGCGGGAGGCGAGCCGCCCGAGUUCAGGCAGGCGUACGUGAAGCAGAUGUUCGACACCAUCGUGGACAACUCGCGCAAGGACUUCCGGGCCAUCUGGACUUGCAACCAGAACGGCAUGCCAAAGGUGGAGGCGUCUCGCCGGUUGUCGAUGCAGAUCAACAGAGUGAAGGACAGUUUCGAGUAUCACCACGAGUCGAUGUCUGAGACGGAGCGGAAUUGUCUGACGAGAAGCGUCUUGCGUAAGGGAGCUGUGCCUCCGGUCAUGCUCGAGCGCCUGGGCUUGGAGGGCAUUUUGAGGAAUGUACCGGCAAAUUACGUGCUGUCAAUGGUGAGCGCCUGGAUCGCUUCGCGCUACGUCUACCGCUUCGGGCUAGACGCGUCCGAGGUGUCGUUCUUCCUCUUCCUGCGGGAGCUGAUGAGACCCGAGGAUUCCGAGGGCCGAGAGGCCGAGAGGCCUGGCGGAUCUGGAGAGCAGGACGACGCAGCGCCCGCGAACGCGGGGGCCCCUGCCGCCGCCGCGGCGCCGGCGCCCGGCGCGUCGCCGGGGCAGAAGCGGCCAGCGAGGGAGGCCGCCGAGUGCGCGCCCGCGGCGGCGCGGCUGCGCCUGGGGACCUUCUGA
Molecule: messenger RNA, 807 nt
Organism: Prorocentrum cordatum
Lineage: Eukaryota; Dinophyceae; Prorocentrales; Prorocentraceae
Source: the annotation of a GenBank genome assembly